AUGGCUCUUAGUCUAACAGUUGACGAUGUCUCUUCCAUUUCAAAGGAAAAGGAUGUGUGGAGAGUUAUUGUGAAGGUGGUGCGGAAGUGGAUGACUCCAAGUUUCGAUCGUUCAAAACUUCCUAAUUCGAUGGAGUUGGUUUUAAUGGAUGCAAAGGGUGAUAGGAUCCAUGGCACAGUGCAAAGGACUCAUGUUUAUAAGUUUAACCCUUUGUUAGUUGAGGGUCGAGUAUACAUGUUGUCACAUUUCAGUGUUGAUGAUAGCGCUCUGGAUUUUCGUACAACGACACAUGCUCACAGGAUAAUCUUUGGUUUUGAUUCGGUUGUUCAAACCCUAACCGACGAUCCCAUCACUAAGAGUCCUUAUUCAUUUGUUUCUGUUUCUGAUCUCAUGUUCAAUGAUCCAGAUCAGACACUGUUAGUCGAUGUGAUAGGGAUCCUUACCGGCCAUAGCGGCGAGCAGGAAUUUGAAAAAAAUCAUCAAGUGAGAAAGAGGAUUACCAUAGAGAUUGAACAAGAAGGAGUGAAAGUUGAGUGUGCAUUUUUUGGAAGCUACGUCCAAGAGCUACUCUCUGUUUUAUCUUCACGCGAUCUGAGCGGCGUUGUGGUUUUAAUCCAGUCAACAAAGCCUGAUAUGUUGCAACAAAGCCUGCAAAAUGCAUAUGACAAGUUUUUCGAGAUGAAUGAACCUGGAUCUCAGAUGCUUACUCAGCUGUCCGACUCUUCAAAACCUUCACUCGAUGAAGAGUUCUUAAAACCCUCAGAUAUGAAAACUUUCGAGCAAAUUAGAGCCAUGGAUGAGAAGUCAUGUUGUGUUGUGUUAGGGACCAUCAUACAGAUACCUGAGGGGAAUAAUUGGUGGUACAAAGCUUGCAAGUGCAACAAAAAAGUUAUUUUGGAUGAGAAAAUGUUCAGUUUGCAAGUCAAAGUAAAGCAGGGUAAUGACAUUGCUACAUUGGUCAUAUUUGACAAAGAAGCGAGUGUUCUUCUUGAAACUACUUGUGCUGACUUGGUUGAUUCGUCAACAAAGAAUCCUGCUGGCUCUGGCUCUACAACUCCUCUUGAAUUACUUAAGUUGUUGGAAAAGACCUUUCUCUUUAGGAUUGAAGUUAACAACACUUCAAGCUACAGGUGUGAGUCAUCAUAUCGUGUCAACAAAACUUAUGGAGAUCCCGGCUCCAGGUUUGAGCCAUCAUAUCGUGUCAAGAAAAUAUGUGCAGAUCCCGACUUAAUUGCUCAUUUCAAGGAAGCUCUCCCUCCUCCUAAUGACGACACUCCUCCAUUACUAUUGCUAGAAACACCUACAUCUGAUGAGAGUGCUGAAAACGCGAGUCCCAAGUUUGUUGCUGUUGCGAGUGGCGAUGUUGUUGAGCCUAACAUAGAAAAAGAAGAAGUUCCCCAAUGCAAGCAGAGCACUCACUCGGAGAAUGAAGGAGUUGAUUCAACUAAUAACAAGAAGAAGCUGAUCAAGAAGAUUAAGAAGGAGAAAAAUUGA
This is a messenger RNA of Lotus japonicus, 1494 nucleotides long. RefSeq lists its product as uncharacterized. The transcript is spliced from 11 exons. Bases 1 to 1494 code for a protein of 497 amino acids. The record is from RefSeq and is a predicted model, not a curated record. NCBI's taxonomy places the organism in Eukaryota, Viridiplantae, Streptophyta, Magnoliopsida, Fabales, Fabaceae.